AUGGUAAGAUUGAGUAUUGUCUGGGUAUGGAUAGCGGGCAUCUCGGUUCACUUGACUAUCUCCAUGGACACAAAUCCAGAAAAUAUCCGAGUCAAUUCAAGACUACAAGAGAUUCAGCCGUCCAGACAGAUCUCCACAGCACGCGGGGAUAUGAACAACAUAUGCAGGGACAGUAGCUCAACAUAUUUGGAUCCAAGCGUUCGUCUGACUCUCAAGAGACCAAAAUUGGCGCCUCAAGGUGAACCGAUUUUAUCUCAUGAGCAACAUGGAGUUUAUCAGUCCUUGGAGGAUCGAGAAGGAAGCUCAAAAGUUGAACUAUGGAUGGAAAAGAAAUCUACAACAGAUCACUAUCCAUCAAGCGCUGAGAUAUUUGACUCCAAUAACCACAAGAUUGCUGGUAUAUGUCCUAUCCCGAAUCAUAGAGGCGUAGAACAGAAAGAGCAUCACACAGCUAGGGAGCUGAAUUUUGAUUUAAAUCAAGAACCAAUGGACCAUGAUAUUUCACCAAAAUUCUAUAAAAACAUACCCUCAAAGGGGAAAUCCAAUACUCUAUUGGUGGAAUCAACCAAAAAAGGAAUAGAAAGUAAAUCAUCAAUCAGAAUGGAUUCUGAACCAAAGGCAUCAGAGAUCGAUAUCAAAAACUUUCAUCUACACAAUCCUGAUAAGAUGUGUUCAGCUGCUGCAAUCCACUACACAAAAGAGCUCAUUAUGGCUUUGUCAGAUAGAUACACACCUCGAGGUAGGUUAUCCGAAUACCCUAGUUGGGAGUCAGGAAAGGAAAUAUGGACCUCAGAGAUAUUACUUCCGUUUGUGUAUUUCAUUGUGUCUUGCAAUCCGAGUAGAAAGAUUUGGAGAUAUAUAAAACUCUUGACCAAUUUACUCUUAAGGACUUAUCAUAAGUCCUCAAUUGAAACUGAAACUUUAUCAGAUCAAGAAAAACUCAGUCGGUUUCUUUUAUGGCAUACAGAAGUGAUUUAUCAUACUGCUUUAUUAGAACCAACAUUUAAAUCAUCAUGUGCUCGACUCACCAUUCGUAGUUUGUCCACACUUGCAAGAGUUUUUUGGUUGAUUAAUGAUCACGAUUGUUAUGAGAGAUCAUUUUCAAAGGGAUAUUGUAAAUCUAUGUUAGAAAGGCACAUUUCUGGAACAUUUGAAGAAGAUUACCAAGCAGGAUAUCCUAGAAAUAAACUUAAUCAAGAUUUAUAUAGUUCAACUUUAGAGAAUUGGAAAAAGAAAUCCAAUGAGAUUUGGAACAUUGGAAAAUAUGUAGAUUGGUCGAAAUUCUUGAUCCAUACACAAGAUGAAUCUGAUCCGAUCCUUUUAAAAGAUCAGGAUAUCGAAACACUAAAGAAUGAUCCAAAAUUGACUGUCUCCAUGAAGUAUUGGGAGAAAGAUUUAAAGAACAUGUUACUGUUUAUCAAACCCUCACCAAACAUCAACUUAGCUCUACCUCAUUUUUCACUUGAGAAGAUUUGUAGAGGGAUUGAUCAAUUUAUUAAACAAAAGUUGACGUGUAAAAAGCAGGAAGUAGACCUUCAUAAACCAACUGACUAUCAAGUUACAUUGUACUCUUCUUUCCUUCAUCAAAAAACAGAUGAUAAAUCUUUUGAGAGGUUCUGGUAG
Melampsora larici-populina 98AG31 is the source of this 1623-nucleotide messenger RNA. RefSeq lists its product as uncharacterized. Lineage: Eukaryota; Fungi; Basidiomycota; Pucciniomycetes; Pucciniales; Melampsoraceae. The record is from RefSeq and is a predicted model, not a curated record. The transcript has a single exon. The coding region runs from base 1 to 1623 and encodes 540 amino acids.